AAAAAAAUGCUGUUUUUGUGCAGCAGUUCUUAUUAAAUCACAUGCUGUUUGAUUUAUUUGAAACAGAUAAUAAAGGAGGAUACUGUGGGUGUUGGAGAGGACCCACUGAAAAAUGUGAGUGCACGAAAGGAUCUCACAGAUGAACAUGUGGCCCCUGACACUCCAGCCACCUCUUCUGCACCAGUCUCACCUCCAGCUGAGGCUCAGACGAACAAAUCAAAGAAGGCUUCCUGGUGGCGCAGAUGGCUUUUUUGUGAGAAAAAGUCAAAGGUUUUUCCCAAAAAUGAAGACAAGGCAGAAGACACGGUCGUGCCACCUUCUGAACCCCAACAGAGUACCAUCAGCACUGAAAAAUGUGAAGUCAAGGACGUUGGUGUCCAGACAGAGGUUUCCUGCCCUCCCAACUCGCUGCUGUUUUUCUGCACGAAAAAGGUGACCUUAGAUGAUGAGCCGCGUUGUCCUGAAGUCAAUGAGAGAGAUGAGCCAGUUUCCAGGCCGUGUACCCCAGCAGGUCACGGUGGUAGCCAGGGGGCCAUGCUAAGAGACCACGUCACACACUGCUGACUAACAUACGAUGAUGAGUUCGUCAAUGAUGAGCAGCGGCAGAGAACAGCUUACCUGCUGUUCUAUGAAAAACAGCUUUUCAGCUCCACAUUUUUGCCAUUUCUUCCACACUCAACUCUUUUCUACAAGGUGAGCGCACAGUGAAGGAAGGGGAGGGCUGAUGGCAUUAAGAGAUUUGAUUGGGCAAUCUAGGGGCCAGUUAGUUCUUCCCUUUGGUGAAAGCUGGGCUCUUCAGUUCAGCAUGGUACAGCUCCAAAGAUUCUGCAACAUCAAACCCUCUGUCUGCUAAUAUUACAUCACCUGGGCUGAGGCAGUCCAGGUAACAGUUUCUAUUUUUGUUUUUAAACUUUAGAUAUAAACAAAACAAGAAAAAUAACAUUUAUCACUCCAUCUCGAUUCAUUUUCAUGUCAUAAGUGUUAGCAACAGUUCUAGAAAAGGAGAAGUUUGUUCCAGUUUGCAGAAAUGUUAUUACAAAUGUUCAAACUACUGCACUGUAAAAUCUAAGUAGUUCCCAGAACUCAAAAAAACUAUGCAAACUCAUUGCCUCCAGAAAAAUUGAGUGCAGUUUACUUAAGAUGACUGUUAGGACAACUUCUUCACUGCAAGUAUGCAGUACUAAGAAUAACAAUUUGUGGUAACCUGAUUAUGAUUCAAAAUGAAUAAUUAACAACACUUCUUGUAAUGGUGUUAAAAUCAGGACAACUUUUAUUUUCAAAUGCAAAAAGUAAAAGAAAAUCAGCCAACAUACUGGACACAUAUAAUUGUCAAUAUAAUUGUUUGUUGUUCUGCUGAACAAUAACAAUUAUACUGUCAUCAUUGUUACAGAGAUUGAAACUUUAUUGAUAAUUUGUCCAGGUAAAAAAUGCCCUCCCACAAAUGUCAUGUGACAACCUCAUUGGCUUACAGAGUUUUGACAUCACCCACAUUUAGAAUCUUACCACCACUUUGAUCCUUUGAUCCUUUGAUCCUAAAAACCCUUAAAUAGGAGUGAGACACAACAACUUUUAGUCUGUUAUUCGCAGCAUUUACGUUUGCAGCAUUCAAACGCUCACCAGAGAAGCCUUUUUUGGAUCCUUUUCAGAGUCACUGUUCACUGUUUACAGAUUCUAACAUGUCUCCGAAAAAACACAACAAAAGAGAAAUAGUAAAGCCCAGCGCUCCUCUUUGCGAUCAAGAGGACAAUAUUCAAGUACAGAAGAUGUGCUUGGAAGAAAUGGAUGAGAAAAAUCUCAGGGAGAAUCACAAUACGCGACACCCGCCCCAGCCAGAGUACAUCUAUUACGUCUGGCAAAGUUUUUUUGAACAACGAGCGGAGAUUAUGUGCCUGAGAGAAGAAUAUGAGAGAAGGACUGCUGAAGUACAUAGAUUGUUCAGCCAGCUUGUUGAAAAGGAAGAUAUUCAAAAGGAGAAAGAAAUGGAAGUCCUAGACAUGCGCGGAAGGAUCUUUGAGCUCCAAGCAAAGCUUAAUAAAGCUCAAGAAAAACCAACAGAAGAAGUCCUCCAACAGAAGAAAAACGAGGACAAAAAGGACAAAAAGAUUCAGGAGUUGCAAGUAAAGCUUGACGAAGCUUUGCAAAAAAAUAAAGAAAUCCUCCAAGAGAAGAAACAACUGGUCAUAAAACUCCAAGGCACAGAGAUAAAUCACAAAGUGCUGAAAGGAAGGGUUGAGUUUCUUCAAAAGAAAGGGCAACAGACCAUGAAACAGGAAGAUACGGAUUGCAAGCUUCAGGACAUGGAGAAACACAACAAAGGCUUGCAAAUAAAGCUCGAUGAAGCUCUGCAAAAAAAUAAAGAACUCCUCCAAGAAAAAGAGCAAAUGGACGUAAAGCAGCGCAAACUCCAAGGCAUGGAGGAAAAGUACAAAGCGCUUCAGGCAAGGCAUGAUAAAACACUGAACAAGAAUAAAGAGUUGCUUCAAGAAAAAAGCAACAAGAAAUUAAACAGAAAGAAAUGGACUGCAAGCUUGAAGACGUGGAGGAAAAAUACACAGCGCUGAAAAUAAAGUUCGAUAAAACAGUGCAAAGAAAUAAGGAUUUCAAACAAGAGAAAGAACAGCAAGAUAUGAAAGAGAAAGAUCUGGAUUGCGACCUUCAGAACAUCAAGAAACACAACAAAGGUUUGCAAGUAAUGCUUGAUGAAGCUCUGCAAAAAAAUAAAGAAAUCCUUGAAGAGAAAGAAAAGCUGGACAUAAAGCAGAGAGACAUGCAGUGCCAACUCCAAGGCAUGCAGGAAAAAUACGGAGCGCAGCAGGUAAAGCUUGAUGAAACACUGCAGAAAUAUCAAGAGCUGCUUCAAGACAAAGAACAACGGGAAAUAAAGCAGAAAGAAGAAAAACAAACUCUCCAGGACUUUGAGAGGAAAAACCAAAAACUGCAAGAACGUUAUAACAAAAUGAACAACAAAACAACUGAACUGGAGAGGGAAAAGAAAACACUGCAAAAACAAUGCUCAGACAUGCAGAGUAAGCUCAAUGACAUCCUGAGAAAAAACACAGAACUUGAGGAACUUUCCAACAACUUGAAGUGCAAAAACACUGAGGUGCAGAUGUUAAAGCAGCAACUAGAGAAAACAAACAAAGACCUGCAGUGUACACUUCAACAAAUCGAGAGAAGUCAGCAGCUAGAAGACACGCACAACAAAUUAGAACAGUGUUAUACAGAGAUGCACAAGGCAAAGCUAAUGCAGGAGGCAAAAUGUAACGAACUGAAAGAAAGGCUGGAAGAAAAACAAGCCAAAUUAGAAGAAGUGGAGAAAACAUGCAGGAAACUUGAGAAGGAAAAUACACAAAUGAUCGAUGAGUUAAGAACCCUCAUCCUAGAGAAAAAAGUGCUCGUGGAAAAGCUCAUGGAAAAGAAGAAAAAACACUUCCGUUUCUUCUGGAGGAGGGACACUCCUGCUUUUUCUACGUUUUCUACGUUUUCUGCUGCUGAUGUCACCUCGUCUUCCUCCACCUCUGUUCCAUCGUAAUUUUCACCUCUCCAAUCCUGUCCCCUCCCUUUCCCACCUGACACCUCUCCCUCCCCUAUUUCCCUUUAACCCCUAACACCUGUCCCAUCUCCCUCCCCUCUCUCUCUCUUUCACCCUCACCCCCCAACCAGUCCCGACAGUUGACUGCCCCCUCUAGAGCCUGGUUCUGUCAUAGGUUUCUUCCUUUAAAGGGAGUUUUUCCUAUCCACUGUCGCACCUAGUGCUUGCUCAGAGGGGAUUGUUGGGGUUUUCUGUCCUCUAUCUCUUUCCUCUUUUCUAUCCCUUUAAUUUACCCUCUUGAAGUGCAAAAACACUGUCCCAUCUCCCUCCCCUCUCUCUCUUUCACCCUCACCCCCCAACCAGUCCCGACAGUUGACUGCCCCCUCUAGAGCCUGGUUCUGUCAUAGGUUUCUUCCUUUAAAGGGAGUUUUUCCUAUCCACUGUCGCACCUAGUGCUUGCUCAGAGGGGAUUGUUGGGGUUUUCUGUCCUCUCUUUCCUCUUUUCUAUCCCUUUAAUUUACCCUCUUCUUAAACACCCCCCCCCUCUCUAUUUCCUCAAUAAUUUAAUAAUAAACACAAUUGGCUGCAUUUUAAAUGUGUCUGAACAAUGUCUUCAUUCAAGAAUGAAUUGUCUUUGUCAUGGACUCAUGUAUUGUGUGUUUUCCUCGGGUUGGUGUUUCUCACGGUCGUUCAGCCCAGGAGUCCAGUGUUUUAGUGUUUUAAUCACAUUUAGUGUUACAUUUUAGAUCACCAUAAUAGGAUAUCCGCAAUUUAGGAUUCAGGCAUUUGUUUCAGUUCAAUAUCGUAAUCAUUCUAUGAUUGAGGAAUUUUACAGAACCUUCAGUCAGCAGCAAUAACUUCAAUUCAUUGACAUUUGCAAGCAUUCCUUUAUACACAGCAUUUCAGUUAGGUUGAGGUCUGGACUUCCAUGCUGUAGAUCUGCUGCUGUGCUUGGGGUCAUGAACCUGUUGCAUGACCUAAUUUAAGAGAAGCUUUAGCUGUCGGACAGAUGGCCUCACAUUUGACUCUAGA
Messenger RNA from Oreochromis niloticus (Nile tilapia), 4564 nucleotides. RefSeq names its product tropomyosin-1-like. The record is from RefSeq and is a predicted model, not a curated record. The coding region runs from base 2516 to 3532 and encodes 338 amino acids. The transcript has 6 exons. NCBI's taxonomy places the organism in Eukaryota, Metazoa, Chordata, Actinopteri, Cichliformes, Cichlidae.